UUGUUUCGAACUACAUAGAACCUCCUGUUUGCACCUCAAAGCUCGAUGAGGCCCAUACACAGCUUCCGCCGGCCCUUACAUGCAGCAGCAGUGAUGAUUUCACCUCAUCUGUAUGCGAAGUCAUAUAUGCAAUUCAGGUCCGCGGAUAGUGCAGGGAUCCAGGAAGAAAGCACUAGCAGCCCAUUCGAAGCAAGUGAGGGUGGUCCCUGCCGAUAAUCAGACACAUUCAUGCCUAGGUGGAAAAGCGAAUGUGGAGGGCCAUCAGAUCGAUCCGCAGAUACUCGAGCAAGCAAUUGGUCAGUUCACCUUAACGGCAAUUCAGCCACUGCCUAUUCGGCUUCUUGCGCCAGAGUACGUGGUCUCGAAGGAUAUUUGCUCAAUUGCGGUGCGAGUCCGAUUCAAUUCCAUCGGUCGCGUACCUCCACCACGUCUGAAGACUCUUUGUACUAAGCUUGAGGUAAGCUGUCCUCCCGUAGCUGGCACUGAUCGUUUUGUCAAGUCCAUAUCAUUGUCCUCUGUCUGUAUGAGGUCGGUGCAAUGGCAAUGGGCCAGGCGAGGUCAGAAAGAUAACCUCGCCAAUGAUGAUUCCCGGCAACUUGAAUGUGCCGAUGAUUGUUACGAGGCCUCGCUUGUCGUUCCGAUCAUCCCCCCCCACCUCAAGGACAAACUUCUUGUCCCUUCGUUUGCCUCUUGUCUUGUCAGCCGGGCUUAUACCCUCAAUCUAUCGGCCUCCUAUCCCUCUUGGGGUACAUCGCCAAUCCAUUCGUCCGUUCAGCUUGACAUCCCAUUAAAGAUAAUUCCAAUUGGGGAUUAGAUUGGAAUACCACACAAGUGGUGCGAUGACGAGCGGAGUAACAAUGAGGGAGCGCCGUAGCCAUUCUGGGCUCAGAAAGACAAAAGUCUGUUUGGCUCCCUGUGGUACCAGUGUUCGCAUUAGGUGCACCAUUUCGUACAUACUUGUCGGUAGUCUUGCUGUGCUCUAUCAUCACGCAUUAUCUAAUUUUGGUCCCUGAUCUUCGUCGUGAAGGGGAAAAUCAUCCAGAUGAUGCAGCAUCCCGUUUCUCUCAGAAUCUGCGACGUGAUCGAUAUGCUGGCGUCUGAAGGCAGCAAUCCACUUCGGAUUGUCGAAGAUGGUCUGAUUCCA
Molecule: messenger RNA, 1144 nt
Organism: Aspergillus japonicus CBS 114.51
Lineage: Eukaryota; Fungi; Ascomycota; Eurotiomycetes; Eurotiales; Aspergillaceae
Exons: 2
Coding region: 113-814 (233 amino acids)
Source: RefSeq, a predicted model, not a curated record